AUGCCGAGCUUUGAGUGGCUGAUGACCAUGUUUAACAUGGCAAUUCCUCGGGACUACGUCUCCAAUCUGGAAGAGCAGAUUGCAGAGCUCACCAAGGAAGUCCAGGCUCUGCGAGAGCACACACGGGACAAUCCAGUGGCAGCCGAAACCGUUGCGAACACUGCAAAAGACUCCCACUCAAACCAGGAGACAGGAAUUGUUCAUGUGGAAAGACAAUCUGCCUCUGAUGAAAGCUCACCCCUUUUCCAGGACUUGGUCUCAAGCGUCAAAAACGUCGUGGUCGAACCUUCCCAUCAGCCGCGGUUUUUGGGACAAAGCAGUGGCAUCUCGUUCGCCAAAAUGGUUAUGGCAGCCAUUCAUGUUGACAACCUGUCAUCGCUAUCGGUUCCGGAGCCACAACCCUUUCGUGAAAUCUCACUGUCCACCCCGGCCAAAGUCUCACUGCCGCCACGCCAUGUUGCAGACCAUUUGGUCGAUGUUUACUUCCAAUACCGUACACCUCAUCUACCAAUCCUAGCUCGUUCUCAAGUAGCCAAAGCAAUUGAUAGCGCAUAUCGUCCCCUCGGAAGCACCCAAGCCUCAGGUGGAGUACCUGAGAGGGACAUGUUCAUGACCUACAUGGUCUUCGCCAUCGCUCUCGUCGACGUUCCUCACACGUCUGGGGGCCGACCAAGUCAGAGUGAGGGAUGUUUCCGUUCGGCACUCGUCUGGGUCGAAAAGCUCCUCUCGUACUCGAAGAAUGACCUCGAAACUCUCCGUACUGUACUGCUGCUGGCUCAAUUCGUCGCUUUAUCCCCUUCUAGAGGGAGCCUUUGGCAUCUAACAGGCUUCGCUCUGCGCCUUUGCAUCGACGUGGGCUUACACUGGGAAACUGAAGUGCAGUGCCUCAAUAUGGACCCUGACGUGUUGGACGACCGAAGGCGACUAUGGCACUCUACAUAUCACUUCGAUCGUCUCCUCUGCAUCACUCUCGGACGACCAUUUGGGAUCCUCGACGAAAGCACACGUGUCCAGCUUCCAAAUCCAUGGACAGGAUCUCGUCAAGGCCUUGGGCGACAACAAAUCAGCGAUUUCGACAUCCACACUCAUCGAGCUCACAACCACUUAUUUAACCUAGCUAGACUCGAAUCCGAGAUCAAGCACGUACAACAUAGCCAAGUCUGGGCUCUGAGACUAGCUUACCCCCGGCCCAACUGGAAGCACUGGCUGCAGGACAUUCAGCCCCGCUUGCACGAGUGGUAUGCAACUAUUCCAGAAAUCAGUAAAGCACAUCCAUCAUCGAUAUUUUCAUUUCAAGCCUACUGGGAGGUUGUUUACCACAACGCUAUUCUACUGCUCUAUCGCCCCCACUACAGCACUUUGUACCAGUCAACAGAAGAGCUGUUCAUCUUCUUCGAAGCUUCUUCCAAAGUCAUCGUCGGGCUUAAGCUCUUGCAACGAGAGGGGAGAGUUGAAAUGUUAUGGAAAUCAGUUCAUCACCUCUUCAUGGCCGGGUUAGGAGUCAUAUACGGCCUCUGGCACUCGAAAGAGAUUCGCGAUCAGAAUCCUGUUGCUAAAUGUAUCUCCACACUUCAGUCCUGCGCAUCAACGCUUUCUGCUAUGUCAGAAACCUUCCAAGGAGCCGCAGGAUGUCGGAAUGCCUUUGAUACUCUUUCUUCCGCGACGAUAGACUGGCUAGUCACCAGGGAUAUCGAAGACGUACGCCAGAACCGUUUGGAGUUCGAGAGCCACGUAAGGGAAUUGAUGAAUCAAUUACAGCUCCCUCGAGAAGGCAGAACGAGUCAAGACCAUCACGGACCCGACCACAUGUCAGCCAUGCUCUCCACGGAUAGUUUCGACCUCAGUGAAUUGCUCAAUACAGCUGCGCAGUGGCCUGAUCUCGGGGAGCUCGAUUUCGUCAUGGGCGAGCAAGAUCUAAUGACAGACACUGCACUUUAUCCUUCUGCGGUUGGUGCCGUAUAG
Molecule: messenger RNA, 1962 nt
Organism: Exophiala aquamarina CBS 119918
Lineage: Eukaryota; Fungi; Ascomycota; Eurotiomycetes; Chaetothyriales; Herpotrichiellaceae
Exons: 2
Coding region: 1-1962 (653 amino acids)
Biological process (GO): positive regulation of transcription by RNA polymerase II; DNA-templated transcription
Molecular function (GO): sequence-specific DNA binding; zinc ion binding; DNA-binding transcription factor activity, RNA polymerase II-specific
Source: RefSeq, a predicted model, not a curated record